UUAACCAACCUUAACGAACACCCUCCCUCCCUCUCUCACGCACACACAAAAAAAGAAGAAAGAAACUGCCAGCAAAUCAUUUCUUUAAUUUUUUACUCAUCUCUUUUCAAAUGAAACCCUAGCCAGUAAUCACUGAUAAUCCGAUCAAUGGCGAUCGCAUCUCCAUCCACACCAACUUUCUCUGCUUCCUUCUGUUGCAAACGCACUGUGUCAACUCACCUAAUUCGGUUCCCUUCCACCUUGUCACCUACACGAACUCGCCACCUCCCACCUCGCCGAUUCGCGAUCAGCUCGCGACUCAACUCCUCAAAAUCCUGCGGCUCCGUCUAUCCCGACAAUGGCGGAAGCGAAGAUUUCGAGCAUUACGAGCUUCAACAUGGAUUUACUGGCCCGGUGGAGCGGCGGCGGAGGGGAUCGCCAGUGUACGUGACGCUGCCGGCGGAAUUGGUGGCGGAGGAUGGAAAGGUGAGGAGGAUUAAGGUCUUGACGGCGUCUUUGAGGGCCCUGGUGACUGCUGGAGUGGAAGGUGUGGUUAUGGAGAUUUGGUGGGGGAUAGUGGAGAGGGAGAAGCCUAGGGUUUAUAAUUGGGGAGGGUAUUUGGAUCUUGUGGCGUUAGCAAGACGGUGUGGGUUGAAGGUUAGAGCUGUCUUGGCUUUUCAUCAACGUGGCACUGGACCUGGAGAUCCUUUAUGGGUUUCUCUUCCUCAAUGGGUGCUUGAAGAGAUUGAUAAAGAUCCAGAUAUAGCAUAUACUGAUCGAUUCGGUAGAAGAAACAUGGAAUACAUUUCUCUUGGAUGCGAUAUGUUUCCUGUCCUGAAGGGACGAUCACCACUCCAAGCAUAUUCAGAUUUUAUGAUGAAUUUCAGAGAUACUUUUAGAUCUUUACUUGGUGUUGUCAUUACGGGAGUCCAAGUUGGCAUGGGUCCUGCAGGUGAAUUAAGGUACCCUUCAUGUCCAUCACAGAAGCUAGCAUGGGCUUGGCACACACGUGAGCUUGGAGAGUUUCAGUGCUAUGAUAAGUAUAUGAUUGCAUCCCUGAAUGCAUGUGCUCAUGAUGCCGGAAUGCGUGAAUGGGGAUAUGGAGGCCCGAUUGGUUCUGGUAAUCUGAUGCAUGGCCCUGAGAAUACUGAGUUUUUCAAAAGCAAUGGUGGAUCUUGGAAUACCCCAUUUGGGAAAUUUUUUCUUCAAUGGUACUCUGGGAUGCUGCUGCUUCAUGGCGAAAGGAUAUGUAGAGAAGCGAAGACCAUCUUUCAGGGCACUGAAAUUGAUACUUCAGCCAAAGUGGCUGGGAUCCACUGGCAUUAUGGCAUGCAAUCACAUCCUUCUGAGUUAACAGCUGGCUACUACAAUACUUCAAGAAGAGAUGGGUACUUGCCAAUUGCUCGCAUGUUGGGUAGGUACGGUUUUGGUUUAUGCUGCUCAGGCUUUGGAAUGAGAGACGUGGAAGAAAAAAAGACAAACCCAGUCAGCAGUCCAGAGGGUUUUCUAAAACAGCUUUUAUUGGCAGCUAGGGUCUGUCACAUACCGAUAGAAGGUGAAAAUUCUACCACUUUUUUGGAAGAUGAAUCGUUUGAACAGGUGCUAAAGAUGUCAAAGUUCUACACAUAUGGUCUUGAAAGCCCCACCUUUUCUUUCAACUUUAUGAGGAUGGACAGAUACCUCUUUGAACAGCAUAAAUGGGUUCGCUUUACUCGUUUUGUGAAGCAAUUGUCAGGGGCCAAUAUUUUUCGAGCCAGAUUAGAUUUUGGAGGCGAUGUACAACCAACUUCAAUGUCAGAUGUUGUAAAAGUUAGAGCUGCGUAUACAUAUUGUUAAGGAAGGAGAUUCAACCCAUAUCCAGCAGCAAGGCAAAUCAUCUGAUGAUAUCCAAUCAAUUGUUGCCAAAUGUGUAGUGAUGCCUCACUUUCAAUCAAUUUUUUUUCUUUUAACCAUAUGCAGGGUUCUUGUGAACCAUAUUAUUUGUCCGUGUACAUCUUGCCUCCCUAAUAUUUUUGAAGUGGCUGGCGUCUCAUCAAUUUGUACUUGGAAACUUGUAAUGAUACGUAGUGCUAAUCUGUUCUGGCUGUUUAGUGAA
Molecule: messenger RNA, 2074 nt
Organism: Populus trichocarpa (black cottonwood)
Lineage: Eukaryota; Viridiplantae; Streptophyta; Magnoliopsida; Malpighiales; Salicaceae
Product: beta-amylase 1, chloroplastic
Exons: 4
Coding region: 148-1815 (555 amino acids)
Biological process (GO): polysaccharide catabolic process
Molecular function (GO): beta-amylase activity
Source: RefSeq, a predicted model, not a curated record